UACCGUAUUUUUCGCUCCAUAAGAUGCACCUGACCAUAAGACAUGCCUAGGUUUUAGAGGACAAAAACAAGAAAAAAAUAUUCUGAACCAAUGGACUGCAGACACAGUACAGGAGAUGACCAGAGACUGCGGACACAGUACAGGAGAUGACCAGAGACUGCAGACACAGUACAGGAGAUGGACCAGAGACUGCAGACAUAGUACAGGAGAUGACCAGAGACUGCGGACAUAGUACAGGAGAUGACCAGAGACUGCGGACAUAGUACAG
Molecule: messenger RNA, 268 nt
Organism: Staurois parvus
Lineage: Eukaryota; Metazoa; Chordata; Amphibia; Anura; Ranidae
Source: the annotation of a GenBank genome assembly